AUGCCUUCUUCGAAGAAGUCAGCCGCCAGUGAAAAGAGAAACAGGGUCAGCGCCUGGAUCUCCUCCUUCCUCAUGACGCCGCUCACCGUCAGCGGCAACAGCGCCGUCAGCGGCAACAGCGCCGUCAACGGCAACAGUGCCGUCAGCAGCAAUAGCGUUUCCAGCGGCAACAGUGCCGUCAGCGGCAACAGUGCCGUCAGCAGCAACAGCGGCAACAGCGCCGUCAACGGCAACAGUGCCGUCAGCAGCAAUAGCGGCAACAGCGCCGUCAACGGCAACAGUGCCGUCAGCAGCAAUAGCGGCAACAGCGCCGUCAACGGCAACAGUGCCGUCAGCAGCAAUAGCGUUUCCAGCGGCAACAGUGCCGUCAGCGGCAACAGUGCCGUCAGCAGCAACAGCGGCAACAGCGCCGUCAACGGCAACAGUGCCGUCAGCAGCAAUAGCGGCAACAGCGCCGUCAACGGCAACAGUGCCGUCAGCAGCAAUAGCGUUUCCAGCGGCAACAGUGCCGUCAGCGGCAACAGUGCCGUCAACGGCAACAGCGGCAAAAGCGGCAGCAGUGACAACAGCGCCGUCAGCGCGAAAUAG
Bacillus rossius redtenbacheri is the source of this 588-nucleotide messenger RNA. Its product is annotated as protein rtoA-like. The record is from RefSeq and is a predicted model, not a curated record. Bases 1 to 588 code for a protein of 195 amino acids. Lineage: Eukaryota; Metazoa; Arthropoda; Insecta; Phasmatodea; Bacillidae. The transcript has 2 exons.